AUGUCGGUGUCUGAAGUAAAACAAAGUGAGGUGUAUUGCAUAUGCCGAUCUAGUGAUUGCAGUCGAUUUAUGAUCGCUUGUGACAAUUGCGGAGAAUGGUUUCACGGUGAAUGCGUAGAUGUAGAUUCAGAUGAAGCGGAUAAUAUAGAUUUAUUUUUUUGUGACCUAUGCAGAAUAAAGCAUCCGAACUUGAAAAUCACGUACAAGAAGCACAACUCUAAACGUAGUAAGCGAAAACGUUGUAAGAAAAAAAAGAAGCAACUUAUAAAAAAGCUGGAAGACAAUUCCCAACACUUGGAUGUUAAACAAGUGAACGCGAUUCAACUGGAUGAUAACAUUGUUCAAUCUAAAAGUACUGUGCUGGCUGAAGGCACUGUACAGUCCGAAGUCACUGUUCAGCCGGAAGUCACUGCACAGUCUGAAGUCACUGUCCUGUCUGAAGUUGUCGUCCAACCUGUAGUUUCUAACCAGUUUGAAGUCGCUGAUCUGUCUGAUGUCGCUGUCCAGUCUGAAGUUACUAUCCCGUCUGAGGUAACUGUCCAAUCUGAAGGUACUAUCAAUCCUUCAAAAUCUCCACUGCGUUGCGUCACCAACAGAAAAUCUGGGCGCAAUAGAACGCGAUCAGACAGAAGCAAGAAGAAUAAUUGUCUCUUCCACUGUUACGGACCUGGAUGCACUAGGGCUGCUCGCCAAGAUUCCAAAUAUUGUAGUGAUGAUUGUGGUAAAAAACUUGCUACACACCGUCUCCUCGAAAUUUUGCCGCUGAGGGUUCAGCAGUGGAAGGCGCACCCUUCAGCAGCAGAUGACAUUUAUAGAAAAAAGUUAAUAGACAUACGCAAGCAAAUUCAAGAAACACAGAAGCGAUUGGUUGGCAUUGAAACAGACAUCAACAAACUAGAAAGUUUAAUCUGUAAAUCGAGACAUUCGCCCGACAAAAUGGUUUGCCUUCCGGAGAGUGAUGACGACUCGACGUUGCACUGCUUCAUAUGUGGAAUAGAGGUAGCCACCAAGACCGCCAUCAGACACUUCGAUUCUUGCUUUAAGCGCGAAGAUCGACACUUGCAGGCCACUUCGAAUUCGAACGACGAGGACUGGAACAUUUUCUGCAACCACCGGAUGGGCAAACAGAACUUCUGCAAGAAGCUGCGCGUGCUCUGCCCUCUGCACUACAGAGAGUCAAAAAAGCCAGACGAUCUUUGCGGUUGUCCGCUUCCAGGACAGACGGACCAGUUCUGUGGCUAUACUGCGAAACGGUGCAACUCCCACGUCGGUUGGGAGGAGGCGUCCCGUGCACACCUCGAUAUGGAGAAGUUUAGACACUUGACUUUGCUGGGUAAGCUCAAAGAAGAAGAGAUGCAGGUGGUCUUCAACAUGGCUGCCAGGGGAGGUGUACUCAACAUGAUGCUGCACGAGACGGUUGUUCACUGA
This is a messenger RNA of Uloborus diversus, 1428 nucleotides long. RefSeq names its product CXXC-type zinc finger protein 1-like. The coding region runs from base 1 to 1428 and encodes 475 amino acids. The transcript has a single exon. The record is from RefSeq and is a predicted model, not a curated record. NCBI's taxonomy places the organism in Eukaryota, Metazoa, Arthropoda, Arachnida, Araneae, Uloboridae. Gene Ontology annotation, cellular component: Set1C/COMPASS complex. Gene Ontology annotation, biological process: positive regulation of DNA-templated transcription.